This is a messenger RNA of Symbiodinium pilosum, 1122 nucleotides long. Lineage: Eukaryota; Dinophyceae; Suessiales; Symbiodiniaceae. The record is from the annotation of a GenBank genome assembly.
AUGAGGGUGCUGCUUCACGGCAUUGGCAAGUGGGCAGAAGGGCAGAAGUUCCACGCAGACAUCAUGGACGUUUCCCGUGGAAGUGUGAAGGUGCGCUUCACUGACGGUUCUUUCAAGCGGUACACCACAGACGAGUUCAAGACAGCGCUGUCCAACUCUGCGGCUGACAAGGCCCAGGUAGCCAAAGAGCUGCCUUAUAGGAAGAUGACACCAGUCAUCGCAAAGUCAUUCAUCUGCAUUUUCAUCUUCAACCUCCUGUCUCUUCGUGACCCCAGGGGAUGGAAGGUGGGUCUCGUCAGCUGCUACACGGGUCCAUCCAUGAAGAUCUUCUCCUACAUCGGCCUCCUGUACGCCGUUGGAGAUUGGUUGGAGAUGAAAUCAAUGGGCUCUAUGGACGGAGCUGCUUACCAGGUUCUCCUUCAGUCAAAGCUGAUUAUCACAGCGCUGAUUCUUUGGGCAAUCAAAGGUGACAAGGCAAGGCAGUCAAAAACGCAGUGGUCCACACUGACGACGCUGACGAUUGGCAUGAUCAUCUUCAUGGUUGCGGAAUCGAGCUCAUCAGCAGGCGGCCCCAAGAAGAGUCAAUCUGGUGGUUUUCUUGGAACGUUCUUCGUGUUGAUGAAGGUCCUCAUCUCCUGUUAUGGAGCAGUUGUUACUGACAAGGAGUUGAAGCAGUACAAGGACUUGCCACUGUAUGUGCAGUUGAACCAGAUGUUCUUCUCCUGGGGUGUUUUCUCCUUGAUCUUGGCGGCUAUGUUUGAGCCGAAGGUUCUGGUCUCUUCCUCUGCAUUCUUCCACGGAUGGAAUUCAGCGACAUGGCUGGUUGUUCUGUCUUUCUCGGUGAAGACUGUGCUAACCAUGACGCUCCUCAAGGUUCUGGACUCCAUCAUGAAGACCAUUGGUGAAGCAGUUGCAGUUCUUGUUAUCUACGCUUUUCAAGUGUUUUUGCCUUUCUUUGGCAAGGAGUUCGAGAUCCAAACCUUCCUGGCUAUGCUAGCAGUCGUCAUGACAGUGACCACGUACAUGUUCCUGAAGGAAGACAAGCCCAAGGAGUCGGAGCCGGCCAAGGACCUGGGUACCUUACAUGGAUGGAAAGGUGACAGUAAUUAUAUUACUUGGUAA